Molecule: messenger RNA, 943 nt
Organism: Miniopterus natalensis
Lineage: Eukaryota; Metazoa; Chordata; Mammalia; Chiroptera; Miniopteridae
Gene: GNGT2
Product: G protein subunit gamma transducin 2
Biological process (GO): G protein-coupled receptor signaling pathway
Cellular component (GO): heterotrimeric G-protein complex
Molecular function (GO): G-protein beta-subunit binding
Source: RefSeq, a predicted model, not a curated record
GUGGGGUUGGGGUUGUACUGGGCUGGGAUCUAGUCUUAGAAUUAUUGAGGUUAGGCUCCUGACAGGCCUUCCUGAUAACUGUGUAAUGAUGAUGAUAAUAGUAAUAAUAAGAAAUGUAUUGUGUUCAUUAUGUGCCAGGCAAUGUAUUAAAAUAUUCUAAAUGCAUUAUUUUUUAGUACUUGCAAUACUCGUAUAGGGUAGAUACUAUUAUUAUACCCAUUUUGCCGAUGGGGAAACUAAAAUUCAAGGAGGUUGAGUGACUUGCCUAAGGCCACACAGCUUGGAAGCAACAGAGCUGGGAUCAGAGCUAGAGCCUAACAGGCUCCAGAGCCCUUCUCUUAACCACUAGUGUUCCCUCUCCCUUGAUAGGACCUGGAAUUUCCUUAAAUCUCCUUCACUGAAAGAAACUCUUUUUCUCUCCUUUCCCCAAGCUCUGAGUCCUGUUUCCUCCAUAGAUAGGCCCUUAUCUGAGAACAGAGAUCGUGCCUCCCCCAUCAGAUUGGGAGCAUCCUCUCCUCUUGAGCUAGAUUCAUGAUGGAGGUGGGGUGGGGAGCAUGCAGUGAACAUAGGGUGAGCAAUAAGAGGCCUGAGGUGAGGGACAUGCGGGGAAGAGAGUAAAAGUGGAGGUAUAGAGAGUGCAGAGGAGGGAGCUGGGGGAGCCCAGGGGAUUUGCAAUCCAGGCCACAAAAUCCUGUCCGGAACCAGGUCUGUCCGGGCAGAUGGCCCAGGAGCUCAGCGAGAAGGAGCUACUGAGGAUGGAAGUGGAGCAGCUGAAGAAGGAAGCGAGGAACCCAAGGGCUCCGAUUUCCAAGACAGGAAGGGAAAUCAAGGGUUAUGUGGAGGCCCACGCAGGGAACGACCCUCUUCUCAAAGGCAUCUCUGAGGACAAGAACCCCUUCAAGGAGAAAGGCACUUGUAUGAUAAACUGAUGGCACCAGAGCCC